AUGAGAACAGUCGAUGCUAGCAAGAAAUCAAAAGAAGAAAAGGAAGAAGAAGAACAAUCAACCGAUACUGAUACUGAUACUGAUACUGAUUCGGACGACGAUGAUGAUGAUGAUGACAAAAAAGGCAAUACUGAAGAAGAAAUUGAAGAAUAUACGGAAAUUUUUGAACAUAUUGAAGAAUUUCGAUCAGAUUCAAAGAAAUCAGUAACAAAAAAAACUAAUAAGAAACAACAAGAAUCAUCAUCAUCAUCAUCAUCAUCGUCGUCGUCAUCGUCAUCAUCAGAUAGUGAUGAUGAUAGUGAAGAUGAUAGUGAUGAUGAAAGUGAUGAAAGUUCAACAGAUUCAACAUCAUCAGAUUCAACAACAUCAGAUGCUGAAAGUGAUCCAAGUAGUGAAGAGGAAGAAGAAGAAGAUAACAAACCAUCAGCUAAAAAUAAAAAAUCACAAUCAUCUUCAACAACAUCAGGAAAACAAUCAACAACUAGUUCAACACAUAAGAAUUAA
This is a messenger RNA of Rotaria sordida, 504 nucleotides long. NCBI's taxonomy places the organism in Eukaryota, Metazoa, Rotifera, Eurotatoria, Philodinida, Philodinidae. The record is from the annotation of a GenBank genome assembly.